This is a messenger RNA of Phascolarctos cinereus (koala), 1165 nucleotides long. It is a transcript of the gene NDUFV2, whose product is annotated as NADH:ubiquinone oxidoreductase core subunit V2. NCBI's taxonomy places the organism in Eukaryota, Metazoa, Chordata, Mammalia, Diprotodontia, Phascolarctidae. Gene Ontology annotation, cellular component: respiratory chain complex I. Gene Ontology annotation, molecular function: NADH dehydrogenase activity. Gene Ontology annotation, biological process: mitochondrial electron transport, NADH to ubiquinone. The record is from RefSeq and is a predicted model, not a curated record.
CGCGCACGCUGUGCGUUCCGGGCUCGUGCCUGCGGAUUUCGGACUCAGCUGGGGGAAGCCGAAGAAUCUGAGCCGCCAUGUUCCUCUCCUCGUCACUCCGGGCGGGGGCCGCCGGUCUCAUCGCCCACUGGGGGAGACAGAUGAGAUGCUUACACAAAACAGGUCAAAGUGGAGCUGGAGGAGCCUUGUUUGUGCACAGAGAUACUCCUGAAAAUAACCCAGAUACUCCAUUUGAUUUCACACCAGAAAACUACAAGAGGGUAGAAGCAAUUGUAAAGAAUUACCCAGAGGGACAUAAAGCAGCAGCUGUGCUUCCAGUACUGGACUUAGCCCAAAGGCAGAAUGGAUGGUUGCCCAUCUCUGCCAUGAACAAGGUUGCUGAAAUUUUACAAGUACCUCCAAUGAGAGUAUAUGAAGUAGCAACUUUUUAUACAAUGUAUAAUCGAAAGCCAGUUGGAAAGUAUCAUAUUCAAGUCUGUACCACUACACCUUGUAUGCUUCGAGAUUCUGACAGCAUAUUGGAGGCCAUUCAGAAAAAGCUUGGUAUUAAGGUUGGAGAAACUACACCUGACAAGCUUUUCACGCUAAUAGAAGUGGAAUGUUUAGGUGCCUGUGUAAAUGCACCGAUGGUUCAAAUAAAUGAUAAUUACUAUGAAGAUUUGACACCUAAGGAUAUUGAAGAGAUAAUUGAUGAGCUGAAAGCGGGCAAUGUUCCAAAACCUGGACCAAGGAGUGGACGUUUCUCUUGUGAGCCAGCUGGUGGUCUUACAUCUUUGACUGAGCCACCCAAAGGACCUGGUUUUGGUGUCCAAUCAGGCCUCUAAGUAAUUUAUAUGAAUUUGUCUAAAAACCCAAACAGACCUGUGAAAAUAUUUCUCUGUACAUUUAAAAUAAAUUAAAACUAAUCUCCUCAUCUAUGCAAAUGUUCAAUAUUGUAUAUUCUGGUUUGUGUUUACCCUGGUGGUGAUAUAGCCUUUAUAAUUGUAAAUACCAUGUAAAAACUACAAAAUAUCCUCUUAAAACCUUUUGGGUGCAGUGGCUCAUAAGAUCACAUAAGCUGUAGGCAUGAACAUUUUUUUCCAACUGUAUCCAUUUCAGCAGCACAUUCAGUUCACAUUUGACGUGAAAAAGUAUCUUGUGACAAUAAAGUAUGGUUUUUAUCACA